CGGCGGUUCGACGUGAUGACGUACGAAACGGGAAGCGCCUUCUGAACUUGUUGCCACGUCGAAAUAUCCCUGUCGGGUUUAUUCACUGGGAAUCAACCUAAUCUAUGGUUUAAUAUUCACCACAACAAUCAUGGUCUCCGUUAUCAACACAGUGGAUACCUCGCAUGAGGACAUGAUUCACGAUGCCCAGAUGGACUACUAUGGCACGCGACUGGCCACCUGCUCAUCCGACCGCACCGUCAAGAUCUUUGAUGUCAGGAAUGGAGGGCAGAUAUUGGUAGCAGAUCUGAGGGGCCACGAGGGUCCUGUGUGGCAGGUGGCAUGGGCCCACCCCAUGUACGGUAACAUCCUGGCCUCUUGCUCGUACGACCGCAAGGUCAUCGUCUGGAAGGAGGAGAACGGCUCCUGGGACAAGAUGUACGAAUACACAGGACACGAGUCCUCAGUGAACUCGGUGUGCUGGGGACCAUAUGACUUUGGUCUGAUCCUGGCUUGUGGGAGCUCUGACGGCGCCAUCUCUCUGCUCACCUUCACUGGAGAACAGCAGUGGGACGUGAAGAAGAUCAGCAAUGCACACACAAUCGGCUGCAACGCAGUUAGCUGGGCUCCGGCUGUGGUCCCUGGCAGUCUAGUGGACCAGCCGUCAGGACAGAAACCAAACUACGUCAAGCGCUUUGUCUCUGGCGGAUGCGACAACCUGGUCAAACUCUGGAAGGAGGAAGAUGGCCAAUGGAAGGAGGACCAGAAGCUUGAGGCUCACAGCGAUUGGGUGAGAGACGUUGGCUGGGCUCCUUCUAUUGGUCUGCCCACCAGCACCAUCGCCAGCUGCUCACAGGAUGGGCGGGUGUUCAUCUGGACGUGUGAGGACCCGACAGGGAACACCUGGACGCCCAAGCUGCUCCACAAGUUUGUUGACGUCGUCUGGCACGUCAGCUGGUCCAUCACUGGAAACAUCCUCGCCGUCUCCGGGGGCGACAACAAGGUGACACUCUGGAAGGAGUCUAUGGACGGCCAGUGGGCUUGUAUCAGUGAUGUCAGCAAGGGCCAGGGGGCGGUGUCCUCCAUCACAGACACUCAGCAGAGCGAGCAGUGAUGCACUCACUCACACACAUGAAGUACAAUACACAUCUCAUAACACACACUCAGCAAGCAGUGACACACACCAUAACACACACACAUAUUACAACACACGUGCAUACACUCACACGCGAACAUGUACACACACACACACACACACGCACACACACCAGAUGUGAUGUCCUGAAACAUUCCGUCUUCACUCCAACCUAUCCCAUAAUGCCUUGCGGGUCUAGUGGCCACCCUCUGAUUGACUCUCAUUAUGGCUCACCAAUCUGCAGACACAUCCUUCAGAACCAAACGAGUUCUGGUGGUUCUGUUUCUCUCCCUGGGUUCUCCAGAAUCUUGUGAAUAGGAUUUGAAACUGGUUCCAAACCAGCUUAAACCUCCCUCUAAUUUGAACCCCCCCCCCCCCCCCCCCCCCCA
Molecule: messenger RNA, 1503 nt
Organism: Gadus macrocephalus (Pacific cod)
Lineage: Eukaryota; Metazoa; Chordata; Actinopteri; Gadiformes; Gadidae
Gene: sec13
Product: SEC13 homolog, nuclear pore and COPII coat complex component
Exons: 9
Coding region: 131-1093 (320 amino acids)
Biological process (GO): COPII-coated vesicle budding; protein import into nucleus; positive regulation of TOR signaling
Cellular component (GO): COPII vesicle coat; nuclear pore outer ring
Molecular function (GO): protein binding; structural molecule activity
Source: RefSeq, a predicted model, not a curated record